This is a messenger RNA of Pyrus x bretschneideri (Chinese white pear), 846 nucleotides long. RefSeq names its product glutaredoxin-C5-like. Gene Ontology annotation, biological process: negative regulation of DNA-templated transcription; anther development. The coding region runs from base 256 to 636 and encodes 126 amino acids. The record is from RefSeq and is a predicted model, not a curated record. The transcript has a single exon. Lineage: Eukaryota; Viridiplantae; Streptophyta; Magnoliopsida; Rosales; Rosaceae. Gene Ontology annotation, cellular component: cytoplasm; nucleus.
UAUUCCAAGAAUACCCAUUAAAUAAAUAAAAUAUAACGGAAAAGAACAACACAAACCCUAAAUAAAUGAAAGUUGAACCAAUAGCCUAUAAGUACAGACUCUCUCUUCUCCUCCGUGCCUCACCAAAAUUUCACCACAUUCUCAUAUUACUUCUCACCUGAACUCUCAAGUACUUAACAAAUAAACCGCUUUUCUAGCCAGUUACACUUCACUUCAACAAAAGCCCCAACUUAACAUUUAACUUAAGCUAGCACAAUGCACUACCAGACCGAGUCAUGGGGCUCCUACAUGCCCACAAGAACCACCAUGGGCAUGGGGGACCCGAUGGAGCGCAUAGAGCGGAUGGCGUCGGAGAGCGCGGUGGUGAUAUUCAGCAUAAGCAGCUGCUGCAUGUGCCACGCCAUUAAGCGCCUCUUCUGCGGCAUGGGCGUCAAUCCGACUGUGUACGAGCUGGACGAGGACCCCAGAGGCAAGGACUUGGAGAAGGCGUUGACGAGGUUGCUGGGGACCUCCUCCGCCGUCCCCGUCGUCUUCAUCGGUGGCAAGCUCGUUGGCGCAAUGGACAGAGUCAUGGCCUCUCAUAUCAACGGCACUCUUGUCCCUCUUCUUAAAGAGGCCGGGGCUCUCUGGCUCUGAGAUUCGUUCGACCUCUUCUGUCUUCAAAUAGUUUUUGUUGUAAGAAAGAAGAGAAAACAAAAGUAUGAAGUACUACUUAAUUACUUAAUUACAUAGGGCGGGCAGGCAGAGGACGAGGAGUGGCUUUUGUGAGUCCACCUCCGUUUUGGACACUAAUUAAUCACUAAUGUCACUUAAUUAGCUAGUUUAAUUUCUCAUCUGGGUUUCCUU